CAUGUGCAUCACAUGAUCGGCCGGGGCACUGCCGGCACCGCCCCGGGACCGCACCGGGGACAGCGCCGGGACACGGGGGGGCACCGAGCCAUGGGGCCGCAGGACCGACACCACCCCUGGCUGCUGAUGCUGCCUCUGCUGCUGCUGCCGCCGGUGGGCGCCGCCGCCGCCCGGCCCAACUUCGUGCUGGUGCUGGCGGACGAUCUGGGCUUCGGGGACCUGGGCAGCUACGGGCACCCCUCGUCCGCCACGCCGCACCUGGACCGGCUGGCGGCCCGCGGGCUGCGCUUCACCGAUUUCUACAGCAGCGCCGCCGUCUGCAGCCCGUCCCGGGCGGCGCUGCUGACGGGCCGGCUGCCGGUGCGCUCCGGGAUCUACCCGGGCGUGUUCGAUCCCGGCUCCCGGGGCGGGCUCCCGCUGGCCGAGCUCACCGUGGCCGAGCUGCUCCAGGAGCGCGGCUACGCCACGGCCAUGGUGGGCAAGUGGCACCUGGGCUUCGGGCGGAACGGCUCCUUCCUGCCCGGGCACCAGGGCUUCCAGCACUUCCUGGGGGUGCCCUACUCGCACGACCAGGGUCCGUGCCAGAACCUGACGUGCUUUCCCCCGGACACCAAGUGCUUCGGCACGUGUGACCAGGGCGUGGUGGCGGUGCCGCUGCUGUGGAACCAGAGCAUCGUGCAGCAGCCCGUGGCCUUCCCCGAGCUGGUGCCGCUCUACGGCCGCUUCUGCCGCGAGUUCAUCGCCCGCUGCGCCCGGGAGCGCCGGCCCUUCCUGCUCUACUACGCGUCACACCACACGCACUACCCGCAGUUUGCCAGCCGCGAGUUCGCGGGCACCGCGCGCCGGGGACCCUUCGGGGACGCGCUGGCCGAGUUCGAUGGCUCCGUGGGACAGCUGCUGCAGGCCCUGCAGGACAACGGCCUGGAGAACAACACCCUGGUGUUCGUCACCUCUGACAACGGCCCCUCCACCCUGCGCAUGGCACGCGGGGGCAGCGCCGGGCACCUCAAGUGUGGCAAGGGCACGACCUACGAGGGCGGCAUGAGGGAGCCGGCCCUGGCGUACUGGCCGGGCAGGAUCGCGCCAGGGGUGACCCACGAGCUGGCCAGCACGCUGGACAUCCUGCCCACGGUGGCCGCCCUGGCUGGCGCUGCCCUGCCCAAGGUGGCCCUGGACGGCUUCGACCUGAGCCCGCUGCUCUUCGGGUCCGGGCAGAGCCCCCGCCGGGCCGUGUUCUUCUUCCCGCCGGCCCCCGACCCCCUGCACGGCCCCUUCGCCAUCCGCCUGGGCAAGUACAAGGCGCACUACUUCACUCAAGGUUCCUUCCACAGCGACACCACCCCGGACCAGGCGUGCCACGGGCUCACCCCGCUCACCCCGCACCUGCCCCCGCUGCUCUUCGACCUGGAGGCGGAUCCGGCCGAGAACUACGACCUGCUGCAGGGCCAGCCGGGCCCCGAGGCGCUGCAGGCGCUCAAGGACAUCGCCGUGCAGAAGGUGCUGCUGGAGCAGCGCCUGCAGUUUGGCGAGAGCCAGAUCCGGAAGGGCCGGGACCCCUCGCUGCAGCCCUGCUGCAACCCCAGCUGCAGCCCCAAACCCUCCUGCUGCCGCUGCUCCCCGCAGCUGGGACACCCCAAAGAUGCCUGGCCCCGUCUCCUGUAACCCAGCUCAGCCUCGGGGCUGCCCCACGGCUCGGCGACCCCUUGGACUUGUGGGGAAAUGGGGUGGAACAGGGUCAGGGCGACCCCAAACGAGCAGGGCCCCGUGCUCCGUGUGGGAUGUUCCAGGGCAGGACUUGGGCAGGAUCCUGACCCAUUCCAGGAUCCUGACCCGUUCCAGACACUCCAGAACCUUCCCCAGAACCAGGACAGCUCCUGGGAGCCACUGGAGCAGAAGGAAUGUCCCAGAUCCAGAGAUCCCAACUGAGACCGAGGGCACAGCAGGAGCAUGGGAUGGGUCCCAGCAGCCUCAGAGGCACGAGCUGGUGACAGAGGGGACAGCCCUGGGUGGCAGCAGCAGCAGCAGCUCAGGGUGGCACUUCCAGCACCCCCACAGGACCCCGGGAUGGCAGCUCCAGCUGUCCCCAUUGCUGUCCCUCUCCAGGACUUUCCUGGGAAUGGCACACCUGAGGCUCUGCUGGGGAGCCUGGGCUGGAGCAGUUUCUCCCUCUCUCCCUUCCUCCCCUCCCUGGCUCCCCUUUAUCUCCCCCAAACCAGUCCCAACCCUGCCCUUUCCCCCCAAAUUGUCCCAUCCUUGGUUUUCCCAGGAGGCUGAACUGGGCUGAAAAUGUGGAUAAUGGGUGUGUGAUUUUGGGAAUAAUUUUUUGGGAGUGGGGCAUGGCCAGGACCCCAGGGCAGUGACACUGGCACUGUGUCCCCCCUCACUUCCAUGGACAAGGGCAUUACUUCCAGGAUAAAACGUGGUAGGGUGUUGCCACAGGAUUUCCGUGUAAAUCACUGCUUUGUCUUACACCUUUUCUAAUUAAUAUUGCUGCAAAUAAUUGUGUGAUUCCUUAUCUCAUGGCUGUUUGCAGUAAAUUGUUUUUAACCCCUUA
This is a messenger RNA of Zonotrichia leucophrys gambelii, 2554 nucleotides long. RefSeq names its product arylsulfatase A (gene ARSA). The coding region runs from base 13 to 1662 and encodes 549 amino acids. Gene Ontology annotation, molecular function: arylsulfatase activity. Lineage: Eukaryota; Metazoa; Chordata; Aves; Passeriformes; Passerellidae. The record is from RefSeq and is a predicted model, not a curated record. The transcript is spliced from 8 exons.